Molecule: messenger RNA, 976 nt
Organism: Candidula unifasciata
Lineage: Eukaryota; Metazoa; Mollusca; Gastropoda; Stylommatophora; Geomitridae
Source: the annotation of a GenBank genome assembly
GGCACAUGUUCUGGCAGUAGCUGUUCAUCCCAGUGGUAAACUGGCUCUGUCUGUGGGCAGUGAUAGAAGCCUCCUUACCUGGGACCUGGUCACGGGCAAGUUGGCCUUUCAGAGGAAGAUUAAAGAAGCUGCAACAAACAUACUGUUCACAUCAGAUGGCAAUCAUUAUAUUCUCAUUUACACAAAACGUGUCGAAAUUUGCAACCUUGAAGACACAAGCACUGUUGUAGAGAUACCAACCAGCUGGAGAAUUAACUCUGUUUGUUUGAUAAAGAAUGAUGUCCUUGCUGUUGGUGGAGAUGAUCGUUAUAUUCGUCUGUUUGAUAUCUUUUCGGGGAAUGAACUGCUGACCCUAGAUAUGGCCAAACCACAAGAAGACAGCUUUAGCAGUCGUGUGCGGUGUAUUUGUGCCACAGUUUGUGGUCAGCGGAACCUGCUGGUCGCAGCUACUUCUAGUGGCAGUAUCAAAGUGUUUGAGGUCAACCUGGCUGAGAAAACCACAGAUGAGGUUUUGUCGCAUGCAGCUCGGGUCAGGGUCACUUGUAUGGCCGUACAUAAUUCUGCUAACGGUGCUCUUGAAAAAGGGGAACCGUCAGAACCUAGAGCAAAAACACAAGUGAAGUCACAGAAGAAACAUGUCACAGAAACAACAAGUAGCCAACCUGAAGAAGAAGAUGUUAGUGAAGAGUCUGCAAGCUCCGACACAGGUGCUGUGAAGGUAACUCCAGGACAAUUUCAGAAACAGUCUAGCAAAGACUCUGCGCCGAAAAGAAAUCAGAAGAAGAGAAAACAACAGCAAAAAACUUCAGUGAAGGGAAACCAGAAGAGAAGGACACCGGCAGGGGAGACAGAGACGAGCAGUAGGAAGACUCAGUCACAGAAAACAAAGACAGUUUCAACACCGGCAUCAUCUGGUGUCAGAAUACCUCCAACUGAACCUGUGCACAAGGCCAAGAAGAGAAGGUUAAAUAAAUAA